Effrenium voratum is the source of this 921-nucleotide messenger RNA. Lineage: Eukaryota; Dinophyceae; Suessiales; Symbiodiniaceae. The record is from the annotation of a GenBank genome assembly.
AUGAGAAAGCCGCAGCUUCCGGCAGCGCAACGCCAAACCAAGUUGAGCGCUUUCACGCAGCCAAAGUCGAAGCAGCCAGAUCCGGCACCGGUGCCCAGCCGCGCAGAUCGUGCAGCGCAAGGCCCAGAAGGCGCCAAAGUGGCUGAGCUAGCAGCUGCUGUGGAUGUGGAAGGUGAAGAAGGGAAGUUUGGCGACGAGGAGCUGGCUGCUGCAGCCCGGGAUAUGGGGCUGACCAGAUGCGAAUUCCAAGGCGCCGGCAACGAAAAGGCAACACGAUCUUUGAAAGAGGCGGUGCUGUUCUACGAAUCCUUUCUGGAUGAAGUGGUGGUGGCGCUCCCCAAGUUGCUGAGCUUUUGCGAAUGGAACACAGAAUGCCAAGCUGAGUUGGAGACGCUUGCUUGCGGCAUCGAGCAGAACACGUGCAUUUUCACUGACAUUGCCCAGUUUUUCCGCCCAGAGCUCUACGAAGUGCUUGAAGAGUUGAAGAAGAAGCCGUCGAUGGCUGUGGAAGUUCUCAGCCCGCUCUUGGCUGCCCAAAGCGCCAUGCGGAGGAAGGCGCACUGCGCGCGCCACAGCAAGCUAUGCUUCAUUGGCACAGCAAGAAUGCACACGGCAGGAAGCAGUUGCACUGCCCACAGCAAACAAGGGAAGCAGUUGGGGCUGGCAGACCCCAAUGUGCUUCACCUUUUAGCGUGGAUCGGACUGAGGCUGGAGGUGCAGGAGUAUGAAAUAAGUUUGGAGAACGUUGAGAGCUUCCCAUCUCACAUUCUGGAGCGGCUCCUGGGCAAGUACUACGUGAUAGAGUCGCAGGUCAUGGAUCCAAGAAUGUUUGGGAACUUGGGCAGCACAGCAAAGCAGUUUUUGCAAGACCUUUUUUCUUCUCAAGCGAGGCAAAGCCUCAUCAUAGCCUCAUUGCGAUGA